Molecule: messenger RNA, 1956 nt
Organism: Rana temporaria (common frog)
Lineage: Eukaryota; Metazoa; Chordata; Amphibia; Anura; Ranidae
Product: extensin-like
Exons: 1
Coding region: 1-1956 (651 amino acids)
Source: RefSeq, a predicted model, not a curated record
AUGAAUAUCCAACCAUCACCAUCUCAGCCAGGAAUACGGCUCGCUAUACCCAACCAUCACCAUCUAUACCCAACCAUCAUCAUCCAUACCCAACCAUCACCAUCCAUACCCAACCAUCACCAUCUCAGCCAAGAAUAUGGCUCUCUAUACCCAACCAUCACCAUCUAUACCCAACCAUCACCAUUCAUACCCAACCAACACCAUCUCAGCCAGGAAUACGGCUCUCUAUACCCAAUCAUCACCAUCUAUACCCAACCAUCACCAUCUCAGCCAAGAAUAUGGCUCGCGUUACCCAACUAUCACCAUCUAUACCCAACCAACACCAUCCAUACCCAACCAUUAUCAUCCAUACCCAACCAUCACCAUCCAUAUCCAACCAUCACCAUCUAUAUCCAACCAUUACCAUCUAUACCCAACCAUCACCAUUCAUACCCAACCAACACCAUCUCAGCCAGGAAUACGGCUCUCUAUACCCAAUCAUCACCAUCUAUACCCAACCAUCACCAUCUCAGCCAAGAAUAUGGCUCGCGUUACCCAACUAUCACCAUCUAUACCCAACCAACACCAUCCAUACCCAACCAUUAUCAUCCAUACCCAACCAUCACCAUCCAUAUCCAACCAUCACCAUCUAUAUCCAACCAUUACCAUCUAUACCCAACCAUUACCAUCCAUACCCAACCAUCACCAUCUAUACCCAACCAUCACCAUCUCAGCCAAGAAUAUGGCUCGCGUUACCCAACUAUCACCAUCUAUACCCAACCAACACCAUCCAUACCCAACCAUUAUCAUCCAUACCCAACCAUCACCAUCCAUAUCCAACCAUCACCAUCUAUAUCCAACCAUUACCAUCUAUACCCAACCAUUACCAUCCAUACCCAACCAUUACCAUCCAUACCCAACCAUCACCAUCCAUACCCAACCAUCACCAUCCAUACUCAACCAUCACCAUCUCAGCCAAUAAUAUGGCUCUCUAUACCCAACCAUCACCAUCUAUACCCAACCAUCACCAUCUAUAUCCAACCAUCACCAUCUAUACCCAACCAUCACCAUCCAUACCCAACCAUCACCAUCCAUACCCAACCAUCACCAUCUCAGCGCCAGGAAUACGGCUCUCUAUACCCAACCAUCACCAUCUAUACCCAACCAUCACCAUCUCAGCCAAGAAUAUGGCUCUCUAUACCCAACCAUCACCAUCCAUACCCAACCAUCACCAUCUCAGCCAGGAAUACGGCUCGCUAUACCCAACCAUCACCAUCUAUACCCAACCAUCAUCAUCCAUACCCAACCAUCACCAUCCAUACCCAACCAUCACCAUCUCAGCCAAGAAUAUGGCUCUCUAUACCCAACCAUCACCAUCUAUACCCAACCAUCACCAUUCAUACCCAACCAACACCAUCUCAGCCAGGAAUACGGCUCUCUAUACCCAAUCAUCACCAUCCAUACCCAACCAUCACCAUCUAUACCCAACCAUCACCAUCUCAGCCAAGAAUAUGGCUCGCGUUACCCAACUAUCACCAUCUAUACCCAACCAACACCAUCCAUACCCAACCAUUAUCAUCCAUACCCAACCAUCACCAUCCAUAUCCAACCAUCACCAUCUAUAUCCAACCAUUACCAUCUAUACCCAACCAUUACCAUCCAUACCCAACCAUUACCAUCCAUACCCAACCAUCACCAUCCAUACCCAACCAUCACCAUCCAUACUCAACCAUCACCAUCUCAGCCAAUAAUAUGGCUCUCUAUACCCAACCAUCACCAUCUAUACCCAACCAUCACCAUCUAUAUCCAACCAUCACCAUCUAUACCCAACCAUCACCAUCCAUACCCAACCAUCACCAUCCAUACCCAACCAUCACCAUCUCAGCGCCAGGAAUACGGCUCUCUAUACCCAACCAUCACCAUCUAUACCCAACCAUCACCAUCUCAGCCAGGAAUACGGCUCUCUAUACCCAAUAA